GCAGGUCCCAGCCGGCGCGGUGAUUGGGUGGAAGUCCCAGCCGCGGCAGUAGACCCGGCCUGUGCGGUGAUUGGACGCAGGUCCCGGGCGGCGGCGGCGGCGGGCGACCGGAAGGCCGCCGGCUGCAUGCGGGGGCGGCGGGUGGACCCCGCGGCUGGGGCCCGGGCCGGGGCCCUUCCUGAGGCCAUCGCUGCGUUGAGUCGGUCGCUGCCCUCGGGACCCAGCCCCGAGAUCUUCCGCCGCGCCAAGUUCGACCGUCCGGAUGCGACCUCUGCGCUCUGGCAGCUCCUCUUCCGCGUGCUCUCCCCACUCCCUGCGGGCAGCGCCUUGGCCUCGAUCGCCCUGGAGGUCCAAGCCCGCUUGGUGAAGUCAGCACUGUGCUCCCAGGGCUACCCGAGGCUGGCACUGGCACAACUACCUGAGGAUGGCUCGCAGGGCAGCCGGGAGCUGCUGCUGGCUCUGUCCUGGCUCUUGGCCCGAGGACCUGUGCCCGAGCAGAUGCUGGCCCAGACCCGAGUGCCUCUGGGUGACGAGAUGACUGUGUGCCAGUGUGACGCCCUGGCCAGCCUUGGACCACCUGCACCCCACAUGGAAACAGAGGGUCCUGUGGAUGUCCGCCAUGUGCAGUGGUUGAUGGGAAAGCUGCGGUUCCGGUGGCGCCAGCUGGUGUCCAGUCAGCAGGAGCAGUGUGCCCUCCUGAGCAAGAUUCACCUGUACACACACGGCUGCCACAGCGACCAGAGCCUUGGCCAUCUGUCUGUCACUGAAGCGGAGAUGCUCAGGGACCCAGAGGGAGGCCAGCAGCUGCUGCGGACUCUGGAGCAGGAGAACCGGCGCCUGGAGGCUGUCCUGGCGUGGCGGCGCACAGAGCUGGUCUUCUGGCAGUGGAUGGACACAGUUCUGGGCACCUGUGCCCCGGAGGCACCUGCUGCAGCUUCACAGCCCACCUUCCUGCCCUGGGUCCCUGAGUGCGGGGAUGGCGAGUUGGAGCUGGUAGUGCGGGAGCUGCAGACCCUGGAGGAGGAGCUGCGGGAGGCUGCCGAGCGCAGGCGGGUGGCCUGGGAGGCCAAGGCUCGAGGCUGUGGACGGGGGCCAGAGUGGAGUGCCACACGGCGGGCCUCUCAGGAGACUGUGGAAAAGGAGCUGGGAGCUCUGCAGCGGCGCUGGGAGCAAGACAGUGGCCCAGCCCAGGCCCAUGGGCCACACCGACUGGUGAGACGAGAGGAUGGGGCAGCAGGCGACCGGGACCUGCGGGCAGCUGAGCUGAUCAGGACACUGAGGAGCCAGGAGGCCUGCCUGGAGGCGAUGCUACAUCAACUACAGGGACAGUGUCGGCAGGAACUGGCCAGGGUAGCGGGAGCCCUGCCUGGCCUCAUCUGGAUCCCGCCACCUGGACGCUGAGGGCCUGUGGACGGGCCUCAUGUGGGAAGCCUGCCCUGGCCCAGCCUGGCUGUGUCCUGGAGAAGCAGAUUCCAAGGCCAGGUGGCCACAGGGACGAUGCAGAUGCAGAGCCCACGUCACAUGCUCACUCCAGGGGCUGGGGCUGGGCUGACUCUUGCUGGAGCCCGGGCCCGUGGCCAGCAGCACGGGGGACAGGAAUGGCCGAUCCCCUGAGGAGGCCGUGACAGGCCCAGCCUGGUGGUCUGGAGGGAACUCGGAAAUAAAUGGUAGUGGCUUUCCUGUGGGGCGAGGCUGCCGGCCCUCCCUCUGCCA
This is a messenger RNA of Rhinopithecus roxellana (golden snub-nosed monkey), 1713 nucleotides long. It is a transcript of the gene TEDC1, whose product is annotated as tubulin epsilon and delta complex 1. The record is from RefSeq and is a predicted model, not a curated record. Lineage: Eukaryota; Metazoa; Chordata; Mammalia; Primates; Cercopithecidae.